GUUUUCGUUGUUACUUUUAGAUGCUUUCCAGGAAGAAAGGGGAAACACCUUGCUGAUGCCAGCGUCUUUGAACCAGUGUCUUCUCCUUCUGCUUUCUCUCUGCCUGGGAUUCCUGGAGAUUUCUGGUUUGAGAAGAAGCCGCCCGAGCUGACGCCGGUGAGGCGGCCGAGAUGGCAGAGCCCUACGUGAAGAAGCUGUCCACCGUCCUGCUGGAGGCCAUUACGGACAAGGACCCUCUGGUGCAGGAGCAGGUCUGUGGCGCCCUGUGCGCCCUCGGAGAGGCGCAGCCAGCGGAGGUGCUCCGAGCCUGUGAGGAGUACCUGUGGCAGCACGAGAAGUUGGCACAUCCUUACCGGACGAUGAUCCUGAGGGCCAUGGAGACGGUCGUGAGCAGUCACAUCAGUGACCUGGACAAGGACAUGGCCAGGGCUGUCAUCUUCCUGGUCUCCAGCGAGAUGACCAGGGUGAAGGACUUGGUGUGUGACUGGCAGCAGGCUGCCAGCAACGUCCUGGUGGCUGUUGGGAAGCAGUUCAUCGGCCUGGUGAUGGAGGAGGUGCUGAGCAAGUUCCAGCCUGGGGCCCUGCCGCACUACUUCGUCGUGCAGACCCUCGCCAACCUGGCGGCUUCCAACGUGUUCGGCAUGGUGCCCUUCCUGACGUCCAUCCUGAGCACCAUGCUCCCCAUGCUGGGCAUGGCCAAGCACGAUACGAUGAGGGUGGCGUUUUGCUGUGCUCUGCAGCACUUCAGCGAGAGCACCCUGGAGUACCUGGCCAACCUGGACCAAGCCCCAGACCCCACGGUCAGGAAGGACACCUUUGCCACUGACAUCUUCAGUGCCUACGACAUCCUCUUUAACCACUGGCUACAGAGCCGUGAGGCCAAGCUCCGGCUCGCCGUGGUGGAGGCUCUGGGGCCCAUGAGCCACCUGCUGCCCAGUGAGAAGCUGGAGGAGCAGCUCCCCAAGCUGCUGCCGGGGGUCCUGGCCCUCUAUAGGAAGCACGCCGAGACCUUCCACGUGUCCAAGAGCCUGGGCCAGAUCCUUGAGGCUGCGGUGAGCGUGGGCAGCCGCACGCUGGAGGCCCAGCUGGACGCGCUCCUGGCUGCUCUACACGCUCAGAUCUGUGUGCCCGUGGAGUCGUCCAGCCCUCUGGUGGUGAGCAACCGAAAGGAGGUGUUACGCUGCUUCACUGUGCUGGCGUGCUGUUCGCCUGACCGCCUGCUGGCCUUCCUGCUGCCCAAGCUCGAUGCCAACAACGAGAGGACCCGCGUGGGCACCCUGCAGGUCGUGAGGCACGUCAUCAACUCAGCUGCUUCUCAGAUGGAAGUGAAGAAGCCCUUUAUUCUCUCCUCCAUGAGGCUUCCUCUUCUGGACACCAACAGCAAGGUGAAGCGGGCAGUGGUGCAGGUGAUCAGUGCCAUGGCACACCACGGCUACCUGGAACAGCCUGGAGGAGAGGCCAUGGUCGCGUACAUCGUGCAGCAGUGUGCGCUGCCCCCCGAGGCCGAGCCUCAGAAGCCGGGUCCCGACAGCGAGGAGCCCGCCACGGACAGUGUGCGGGACAUCAGCAUCAGCACCCUCUACCUGGUCAGCACCACCGUGGACAGGAUGAGCCACGUCCUCUGGCCGCACCUGCUCGAGUUUCUCACCCCCGUGCGAUUCACUGGGGCGCUGACCCCGCUCUGCAGGAGCCUCGUGCACCUGGCCCAGAAGAGGGAGGAGGUGGGGGCCGAUGCCUUCCUCAUCCAGUACGACAGCAACGUGACCCUCCCUUCACCCUACGCCAUCACCACGAGACUCCUGACCGUGUCUUCCAACCCCUACCUGGGGGACGGCCGCGGGGCCGCCUCGCUGCGUCUGUUGAGCGUCCUGCAUCGUAACAUCCACCCUCUGCUGGGUCAGCGGUGGGCCACCACCGUCCCCCUGCUGCUGGAACACCUGGAUGAACAUACUGAAGAGACCCUGUCCCAGAAGGAGUGGGAGGAAAGGCUGCUGGCGUUCCUUCGGGACACUCUGGCUGUCGUGUCUGACAACACGUGGAUUUGCCAGCUGAGCCUAGAGAUGUGCAGACAGCUGCCCUGCUACAACGGGACGCCCCAGGAGAAGAACUUCCUGUAUAAAUGUAUUGGAACCACGCUGGGUGCCGCUUCGAGCAAAGAGGUGGUGAGGAAGCAUCUGCAAGAGCUUCUGGAGACGGCCAGACACCAGGAGGAGGCCGAGCGCGAGGGCCUCGCCUGUUGCUUUGGGAUCUGUGCCACCUCUCACCUGGAUGAUGUCCUGGCCCAGCUGGAGGACUUCAUGAGGUCAGAUGUGUUCAGAAGAUCCACUGGCAUUUUCAACAUUUUUAAGGACCGAAGUGAGAAUGAUGUGGAAAAGGUGAAGUCAACUCUGAUCCUGUGUUACGGCCACGUGGCAGCACGGGCCCCCCGCGAGCUGGUGCUGGCCAAGGUUGAGUCGGACAUCCUCCGGAACAUAUUCCAGUACUUCAGCACCAAGGUUCUGGGAAUAAAGGUAGAGACCAAGGACCCGGCUUUGAAGCUGUGUCUCAUCCAGAGUGUGUGCAUGGCCAGCCAGGCCAUCUGCAGCAGUGCCCAAGCUGGCUCUUUCCACUUCUCGAGGAAAGCCGAGCUGGUGGCACAGAUGAUGGAGUUCAUCAAGGCAGAGCCCCCAGACUCCCUGAGAACGCCCAUUCGGAAGAAGGCCAUGCUUGCCUGCACUUACCUGGUCUCCCUGGAGCCAGCGCUGGAAGAGCGAGUGCAGGCGGACUUGAUCCGCGGCUGUCUACACAGCGUCAUGGCUGUGCUGCCUGAGCCCGAGGGGGAGGAGGACCGCCAGAAGUCCCUGUACCUGGACACCAUGCACGCCCUUGAGGAUUUGCUGACAAGCCUCCUUCGGCGGAACAUGACCCCGCAGGGCCUGCAGAUCAUGGUGGAGCACCUGAGCCCGUGGAUCAGGUCCCCACGGGGCCACGAGAGGGUGCGGGCGCUGGGCCUGAGCGCCUGCCUGCUGCAGCACUUCCUGGAGCACCUGCACGUCAGCGCCCUGGUGCCCUUCCACAACCUGGGCCUCCUCAUUGGCCUCUUCUCCCCACGGUGCGCGGACUUGUGGCCUGCCACCCGCCAGGAGGCUGUGAGCUGCGUCCACGCCCUGCUGUACCUCCAGCUGGGCUAUGAGGGCUUCUCCCGUGACUACCGGGACGAUGUGGCCGAGCAGCUCCUCGCCCUCAAAGAAGGCCUCGUGCACCCCGACCCCGCCGUCCUCUUCCACACCUGCCACAGCAUAGCCCAGAUUAUUGCCAAGCGCCUCCCGCCAGAGCAACUCAUCAGCCUCCUGCUGACCUUGUUUGAGAGUCUGGGAGACCCGGACAAGAACUGUUCGAGGGCGGCUACCAUCAUGGUCAACUGUCUGCUGAGGGAGCGAGGGAGCAUGCUCCAGGAGAAGGUGCCCGAGAUCGUGAGCGUUCUGCGCUCGAAGCUGCAGGAGACCCGAGAGGAGCACGUCCUGCAGGCCGCACAGCACAGCGUGUACCUCCUGGCGUCCCAGCACUGCGCGGCCGUGGUGUCCAGCCUCCUGGGCGGCCCCCUGCCCUUUGACAGCCACACCUGCACCCUGUGGCGGGCGCUGGCCCUGGAGCCCAGCCUCACCACACAGGUCCUGGGGCUGCUCCUGGAGAAGAUGAGCAGGGACGUCCCGUUCAAGGAGACCCGGGCCUUCCUGCUAAGCAGCCCUCCUGGCCGCGAGGCCACGCUGCUGCCCCUGGCGGUGAGUGGGGCCCCGGGGCUGAUGCGCAUUGCCCCCUUCUGCCUGCUCCCUGGUGGUGAGGGGGCCGGGUGAGGGGCCGCGCUGCCCCUGGCGGGAGGAGGACCCCACAGGGGGCCUGGGUGCCACCCCUCAGGCACCUGGCAGCUAAUGGGGGCGCCGGAGCCAGGCCAGCUCGGAGCCCAGGCUCGUAAAGGCCCCACAGGUGUUGGUCCCCAAGG
Molecule: messenger RNA, 3979 nt
Organism: Herpailurus yagouaroundi (jaguarundi)
Lineage: Eukaryota; Metazoa; Chordata; Mammalia; Carnivora; Felidae
Gene: MROH1
Product: maestro heat like repeat family member 1
Exons: 33
Coding region: 171-3833 (1220 amino acids)
Cellular component (GO): cytoplasm
Source: RefSeq, a predicted model, not a curated record